AUGAACUUAUCGCUACUAAGCUCCUUGAAUCUAGCUAUGGAUGCCUCUGCUCAUACCUCACAAGCUCUACCUUUAAAAGAUCUUCCUGUUUUCAAGACCUUGGAAGAACCAAGUUCUCGUAAGGCUGAUCCACGAUCAUGGAACCCACGUUUGAGUGCUGAACGUAAGAGCCAAGCUCUAGUGAGAAAACAGCUGAAUCUACCGUCUUUGGCCGCGUAUUCAGCGGUCACCGAACAACCGUUCUAUUCAAGAGUAGGACCCUACAGGCCGCAUUUCAACGAGUUCAAAAUGCAGUUAGAGUUGCAUGAGAGACAACUAGAGAGGAUACGAUCGAUAGGGUGGGACUCUAUCAGGCCGAUUGGUAUAGAGUUCACUAUGAAAGAGCAACAAGAAUUUUCCAAACUUGAGGCCAAGCACGCGGAAGAAGAAGAAAAAUUGGAGAGUAACCGAGUAACACACAGUGACGGCCACGUUCGCAUGAACAGGUUUGAAGGCGAAAAUGCUGAACUGCCGACCCACGGCCUUCAGCGUUCGCCUCCUUCUCCUGGUCCUUCCCCUCCUCCUCCAGACAUGGACAUCGAUUUGGACCAAGACGUGCAGGAAGACGAAACGUCCUACGACUACGGGGAUGAAUUUGCAAGAAUUGAUGGGGAAGAAGAGCAGGACUCUGACACACAGGUUUCUGGUGUCGUACUUCCUAGUGCAGAGCGCUCAGAGCGAACAGUUCAGCAAUUCAUAGAGACGUCUCAUAUUGAUAGUCUCGGCCAUCCUUACGACGUUGAAAAUACUUAUAAUGGGUACAGCUUCGACGAGUCAGAACCCCAUGGCGAAACGCAGCAACCCUCUUUACUCCCACCCAUAAGAAACCAAGCCUUAGGUAUGACCACGCCAAUGUCGGGCGCAACGCCUCUUCGAAAUCCAGCCGUCCUUCAUCGACGCUCAGAGCGUAGAGUAACCUUUGACUCUAGCGACUGCGAAUGA
This is a messenger RNA of Lachancea lanzarotensis, 981 nucleotides long. RefSeq names its product LALA0S04e10044g1_1 (gene MND2). Gene Ontology annotation, cellular component: anaphase-promoting complex. Lineage: Eukaryota; Fungi; Ascomycota; Saccharomycetes; Saccharomycetales; Saccharomycetaceae. Bases 1 to 981 code for a protein of 326 amino acids. The record is from RefSeq and is a predicted model, not a curated record. The transcript has a single exon. Gene Ontology annotation, biological process: anaphase-promoting complex-dependent catabolic process.